CACACACUUCCACGUGUGACGCGUUAGGGCGUUAAGAAGUAUAUGUUGGCUGGAGGAAGGUCAAUGCGAUCAAUAGGAAUAACAGUAUCCUUCUAGCCAUCAUCUCCAUACCGAUACAAACACUUAUAUAUAAUAAUCAAACAUGGCUCCCGCAGCGCAGGCCGUCAGCGAGGCACCUCGACCAAUCGAAACUUUGCACGAAGAUAUGAUUCAUGAUGCACAAUUGGAUUAUUACGGAAAACGAUUAGCAACAUGUUCGAGCGAUAGAACAGUAAAGGUCUUUGAUGUCAUCGAAGGUGGUGCUUCAGGUCAAGGUGUAACACUUAGCGGUCAUGAAGGACCCGUUUGGCAAGUCGCUUGGGCUCAUCCUAAAUUUGGUCCAAUUCUAGCUUCAGCUUCGUAUGAUGGAAAGGUGAUCAUCUGGAAAGAUAAUGGUUCACAAAGUACACAACAAACUUCCACUUACGGCUAUGGUGCACCUCCUGCCGCUAUCGGUGGAUGGACAAAGAUUAAAGAACACAGUAUGCAUACUGCCAGUGUCAAUUCGAUCGCUUGGGCUCCUCACGAAUUCGGAUCAAUCUUGGCUUGUGCUUCAAGUGAUGGUAAUAUCUCCGUUUUGACAUUCAACGAUGAUGGAACAUGGGCAGUAGACAUGGUUGCCGCUCAUCCGAUCGGCUGCAAUGCCGUUUCGUGGGCACCUGCAACUGCACCCGGUGCUCUACUUGCCUCUCAAGCUCCUGGUCCUGAUGGUCAACCUGUGAAAGUACAAAGAUUUGCAAGUGCAGGAUGCGAUAAUGUGAUCAAGAUUUGGCAAUUCAACAAAGAACAAAGUAGAUGGGAAGUGAUUGAUACAUUACAAGGACAUACAGAUUGGAUUAGAGAUGUCACAUAUUCUCCCAAUAUCGGCCUACCGCGUUCGUAUUUAGCUUCCGCUUCGCAAGAUCGUACUGUCAUCGUUUGGACAAAAGACGGAGAUAGUUCAUGGACAAAGACUGUUCUCACUCCAACCGGAAGCUUGGCUGCAGGAGCUGUCUUGGACGAUUCAAAUAAAUUCAAGGAUACUGUUUGGCGAGUAAGUUUCAGUCUUAGUGGAAACGUUUUGGCUGUCAGUUGUGGAGAUGGUCAAGUAUACCUAUUCAAAGAAGGCAUCAAAGGUGGCUGGGAAUGUGUAUCAGAGUUGAACGCUUAAAGUGAUAGCCUGUGACACUUUUUUUGAAAAUGAAUAUGUAUUGUUACAAGUAUGUUAGCAUGAUUGAGAUAUAAAUUACAGUUGAAUUGCAGUGAAAGCAGCAAUCAAUCUUCUCUUCGACG
Meira miltonrushii is the source of this 1311-nucleotide messenger RNA. RefSeq names its product vesicle budding-like protein. The coding region runs from base 143 to 1189 and encodes 348 amino acids. Gene Ontology annotation, cellular component: COPII vesicle coat; nuclear pore outer ring. Gene Ontology annotation, biological process: COPII-coated vesicle budding; positive regulation of TOR signaling; protein import into nucleus. Gene Ontology annotation, molecular function: structural molecule activity; protein binding. The transcript has a single exon. The record is from RefSeq and is a predicted model, not a curated record. Lineage: Eukaryota; Fungi; Basidiomycota; Exobasidiomycetes; Exobasidiales; Brachybasidiaceae.